AUGUCACAAGAGGACCGAAACCCAGUACUUGCUGACAGCGCAGAAGCAAAGUAUGUAAAAAUAAGAAUUGCUGACCAGGAGUCGAGCGUGCUCGAAUACGAGGUAAGGGCAUGCGCUCUGAUGGGCGAGAUCAAACGGGAUUUCGCCCGUCGUCUAGGCAUUGAUUUAAGCCGCCUAAGAUUUAUUUGUGACGGUCAACUCGUCGUAGACACUGAUACACCACAAGAACUUGAGUUGAAGGACGGUGACAUGAUAGAAGUGAUUUCUUCAUACAGAGUAGUAUUUUGA
Angiostrongylus costaricensis is the source of this 288-nucleotide messenger RNA. The record is from the annotation of a GenBank genome assembly. Lineage: Eukaryota; Metazoa; Nematoda; Chromadorea; Rhabditida; Metastrongylidae.